Messenger RNA from Suillus subalutaceus, 2959 nucleotides. RefSeq lists its product as uncharacterized. Bases 412 to 2607 code for a protein of 731 amino acids. The record is from RefSeq and is a predicted model, not a curated record. The transcript has 2 exons. NCBI's taxonomy places the organism in Eukaryota, Fungi, Basidiomycota, Agaricomycetes, Boletales, Suillaceae.
GUAUUACUCUUACUUCUAGAACGGGUAAGGCUCCUCCAACCCUGACUUAAGCCUUCACGUUUUGCGACGAAGAAAAUGCUUUGUCCGUGUCGACUGUCGACCCGAGCCUUGUCUGUCCAACUCUUUUCACUCACUUAGUCGCUCCUUCUAUAGAAUGUUCUAUACCCGCAGACCGCCAACUCUAUCUAUAAAUGAGUUGAACCAUAUUCUCAGCGAGUCUCUGGACCUGGAAAGAUUUGAAUCGUUGAUGUUCCCGAGGCUAUCCUUGACGACCCACUCCUUUCGAUCCCGGAAAAACCAAAAACCUCAACAUUCCACCGCUUGUUCUUUCGCUCAUCAUCACAUCUGUCACUCGUUCCACGUUCGCCCACGAAACAGGUAGACGAGCCUGUCACACCGAGCCCUCGCAAGAUGACAUUUACUUGGCGCUUAUCGCGUUCAUCGCCCCACAGGUCUCGCCGAGCUGAGGAUCAUGCGGUGGAAGACAUUGCACGUGUCCCAUCGAAUCGUUCUCGCUCGUCGUCUAUCUGCAGUGUCACUUCUGCCGUUUUAUCACCUUCGAGAACACUGACCAGCGUGUCUUCGACCUCAAGUCUCGGUUCAGUGAUACCUACGUCUGAACGUUUCUCCAAGCAUCUCGCGGAAGUUGUAUGUACGGAAACAGGAAAGAGUCAUGCGGCCUUCAGUACAAGGAGAUCCCCCUCACCAUCUCCAGUUGGCACUCGGCUUUCCCCAAUGCAAAUGGUUCACUUUCCACCCACACCCCGUUCACCGUUGCAGCUCUUGUUUGGUAACAAAUCAUCAUCGAGUAACACAUGCAAAGGGGCAAUGACGAGUGUAGAUGUGAUGGAAAAGUGGUCGGGCGCCUCAGCAACCGAAUGCAAUGUCAUCGAGUCUAGCACACCUCGAGCGACUGAAUUUGCCAUUUCAUCGCAUAGACGUAGUGACAGUACUGUCCAGGCCAAAACAAGACGACGACCCUCAGCAUUGACACUGGUUCUUCCUCAAGAGAUUGCAUCCCUCUGUCUUCAACCAGCGAUCGGAGUAUCACCUUAUGUACCUUCUGAUACUGAAGGUUCCCUCUCCGCGUGCUCCCUCUCAUCUCCUACUACAUCCAUACCCACAUCAUGCCAGCCUUCGUCACACGUUCCUUCAGCCUCAUCUAAUACACUUGCAUCGUCUAUUUCAACAACCUCUUCUUUUCCCUGGUCUCGUGCACGGGCUAGCUCCCGUUCCAUGCUGACACCCCCAUUACCGGGACCUCCACCAUGUAGCCCCCUUCCUCCAUUACCCCCUUUAACGGCACAAAAAUCGGACGUUAUCACGCCUCCGAACGCCCCAGUCCCUCUUCCAACAAUCAAUCCGACUCCUUCAAAAUGUGCUCGUACUCCUGUGCGUCCUAGUUCGCCUUCGGGCACAGUUGCGAUCCCUCCUUCUCCUGGAAGUCUGCGACUUCCUUCUCGUUUAAGCUGGGGUGCUACAGGACGCACCGUGGUCCCUCUUCCGUCGAAUCUACCCAGUCCGCCUUCCUCCCCUUCUAAAGUAGGGAGAAAGAGAGAACUUUCUUCGUGUUCCGCCACCAAUAACGGAUUGUCCAAUGCCGCUUCCCCUGUCCUAGGCAAGCGCGCGAGUAUUGGGAUAUUGGAAGCUGCAGGUGAUUUGGAAGCUCAAGUACGGCGCAUGAAAAAGAAGAGCAUACUGGUACUAGGCACUCGGCGUUCAAAGGGGACACUCAGCUGUUCCGAUUCGCCUCCGAAACGCGUGCAGAUCCAUACUGAGGGCCCCGAUACUGCAAGUUCACUAAAGAUAGCAAGGAGGAAGUCGAGUGCUGCUUGCACAAUACCGUUUCUAGCAGUUCCGCGGGAGCGGAGAAGAUCUGCUCCCCUGCUGCGAAGUGGAGCCACAUUGGAGGCUACGCCUAUCCCGCCUGCAUGUGCAGACUGGACAUUGUCGCUGCCUUUCUGCAUCGAUACACCGGGGAGUGGCAUUUGUGUACCAACGCCUCCUUCAGAGGACGGCGCCCUUCAUGAAGCUGAUAAAGCUCUACAAGCAGCACAAGGGGAUGACUGGACCCUUUCCCUUGGUGCAGAUCGUCAGAAUCCCACAAUGGCUAGGGAAGGUGUGGCGAGCCAAAAUCCGCAAGCCAAGGACAGCGCAAAAGAACAAUUAUCUGUGACUGCACAGCUUCCUACGCCGAGCACCACACCUGAGCCUGAGGGUGAUAUUCUAACAUCAUCUCUACCUGCUUUCUACCCGCCCUUCCCCCGGCCAUGUUCUCCCGCGAGCCUCGGUCCUCACGGUGGUGGCCUUGAUCUUGAUGGAGGGUGUGGGAAGCGAGGUUCUGGUUGGGAUGCUUGCGAGUGGUUUGGGUUCAGCAGCAUGGAAGAACCCCAAUCUGAGGAUACAAGACCUAUCUCUAUGCUUCACUCGGAAGCUUCGUGGAUCCGCCGGAGCUGCGACACUAAUGCUCCCCGGAGGGGUGAUGUUUGUUUUACUCGGAGGGGUCACGAGGAGGGAAUACGUUCCCCGAGCGAGGAUAGCACCAUGUCAGCUUGUUCUGCGGACACCCUUUUUUACAGUGCUCGCACCACUAUAUUUGUCGCAUGAUGGUUUCAUGGGAUGUUCCAAUUGAUGUCUCAUUGACUUUCUCGCGUGUGUCCCUCCCAAAAGUACGUCUCCAUCAUCAAUUUCUCCGCUAAGUCUCCGAACCAUGAACGCCCCAUGGGAUCCAGGCCUUAUGGUUCCCAACCACAUCUAAACCCCCUAGUUGUAUCUCAUUUAUAUGCAUGUCUUGGUCUUGGUGAUAUAUCUCGGGUCCAUACUGUUGUAUCUACUCGCGAACGCUGUGCUGUCAAAUGAUUCGGAAGAGGUGGUAGCCUAUCUUAUAUUUCUUGGAUAAUUAUUUAAAGACGUAGUAUGUCCCUUGAAUAUGAAACCGCAGGGCGUUGUUUUCUACUCA